Molecule: messenger RNA, 7846 nt
Organism: Chinchilla lanigera (long-tailed chinchilla)
Lineage: Eukaryota; Metazoa; Chordata; Mammalia; Rodentia; Chinchillidae
Gene: Cul9
Product: cullin 9
Exons: 41
Coding region: 125-7675 (2516 amino acids)
Biological process (GO): ubiquitin-dependent protein catabolic process
Cellular component (GO): cullin-RING ubiquitin ligase complex
Molecular function (GO): zinc ion binding; ubiquitin protein ligase binding
Source: RefSeq, a predicted model, not a curated record
UGGGACCCAUAGACUCCAGGCCCCGCGUGCGCGCGCUGUGUGACCCGGAAGAGAGCUGCUGAGGAGGCGGGACCGGGACAGCGGUCCCCGCGAGGGCCUAGCCCGGCAGUGGGAGGAGGUCAGGAUGGUAGGGGAGCGACGUGUUGGGGACCUCAUGGUCCCUUUGGGACCCCAGCUGCAGGCAUAUCCUAAGGAACUCAUUCGCCAGCGACCUGGGCAUGAUGGGUGUCCUGAAUACCUGAUCCGAUGGAGUAUCUUGAAGUAUGGGGAAGUGGACAAAGUGGGUGUGGAGGAAGGCAAAACAGAACACAUCCUGAUGUGGCUGUCGGCCCCAGAGGUCUACGCUAACUGCCCCAUGCUGUUAGGUGAGUGGGCACUGUCUAAGGGACCUCAGCACGAACCAGCUGGGGGUUCAGGGAGCUUUCUCCGUGACCCAGGAGGCCUGGAUGAAGUAGCAGUUGGAGAGAUGGAAGCUGAUGUGCGGGCGCUGGUACACAGGGCUGCCAGGCAGCUGGCAGAAGGUGGGACCUCAAGCCUCACAGCUGCAGUGCUUCAUACCAUCCAUGUGCUCAGUGCCUAUGCCAGCAUUGGGCCCCUCACCAGGGUCUUCAGGGAGACAAGAGCCCUGGACCUGCUCAUGCACAUGCUGUGCAAUCCCGAGCCUCAAAUCCGCCGGAGUGCGGGCAAGAUGCUACAGGCUCUGGCAGCCCACGAUGCUGGGAGUCGGGCUCACGUCCUUCUGUCGCUGAGCCAGCAAGAUGGCAUCGAGCAGCACAUGGAUUUUGAUAGCCGCUAUACGUUGCUGGAGCUGUUUGCAGAAACCACUUCCUCUGAAGAACAUUGCAUGGCCUUUGAGGGCAUUCAUCUCCCUCAGAUCCCAGGAAAGCUGCUCUUCUCCCUGGUGAAACACUACCUAUGUGUCACUUCCCUGCUGGAUCAACUGAAUAACAGCGCAGAAGCAGGCAGUGGAGACCAGAGCUGUCUGUGCCCCAUGAGAGAGAAAAGCCGAGGACAGAGGGAGCUGGAGUUCAGUAUGGCUAUGGGCAACCUCAUCUCAGAGCUGUUGCGGAGCAUGGGCUGGGCCCACAAGCUCAACAAACAGAGCAUGUUACCACCCCAUCCACCUCGGUCCAUCUUUCAGCCCUGCCUUUCAGGGCCCUCCCUCUUACUCCCCACCAUCAUCACCGCCCCCAGAAGGCAAGGGCGGGGCUUUCGCCAGCGCUCAGAAUUCUCUAGCCGCAGUGGCUAUGGUGAGUAUGUGCAGCAGGUACUGCAGCCGGGCAUGCAAGUUCGGAUGCUGGACGAUUACGAGGAGAUCACCGCAGGGGAUAAGGGGGAGUUCCGGCAGAGCAACAAUGGUGUCCCCCCUGUGCAGGUCUUCUGGCAGUCAACGGGCCGUACCUACUGGGUGUAUUGGCACAUGCUGGAGAUCUUGGGCCCUGAGGAAGCUACUGGGGAUGCAGCCUCCGCAGCGGUGGAGAAAGGGGCAGGGGCGACUGUACUGGCAACAGUGCUUCCCUCCUGGGACUGGAAACCCAUGGACAGCCUCUACUGUUUGCCAUACCUCCAGCCUGAGCCACAGAAGCACGAAGAGGUGGGUCACCUGACCCAGGCUGAGUGGUGGGAGCUGCUUUUCUUCAUCAAGAAGUUGGACAUAAGUGAGCAGCAGCCAAUUUUCCAGAAUCUUCGGGAGAAGCUAAAUGAGACCCUGGGUGAAGAGACCUUGGGGGAACUCUCUGUGCCAGUGGAGAUGGCUGAGGGCCUGCUGCAGGCCCUCCGUAGUCGGUUGGAGGGCAGCACCCUCUGUGACCUGCUCAACUCCCAGAUCUACACCAAAUACGGGCUGCUCUCUGAUGAACCCAGCACCUCAUCAUCUUCACGAAGUCACUCCUGUACUCCAGAUCCACAAGAGGAGUCCAAGUCAGAGGCCAGCUUCUCAGAGGAAGAGCCUGAGCCCCCUGGAGCAAAGGCCCAGCCCUCUAAGGCAGAGGCAGAGCCUGCCAAGGCCAAGACUGAACUCCCCGUGGCACAGAGUGAUUUAGAGCUGUUUAACCAGCUUCUGGUGGCCGAGGGGAUGGCUCCACCCCCCAAGAUGAAGGAGGCAGCCAAUGAAAUAGCUAGAAGUUUGCGGGUUUCUGGUCCACUCAGCUCCUUGGAUCAGCAAGUGGUAGCAGUCACAGCCAUCAUGCAGAUAUCCAGCUCAGACACAGACCUGCAGCUUUCGGGGCUCUAUGCCCUUUGUCAGACUGUGGAGGAGGUCACCGAGUCGAACCACCCCCUGGUCCAUUCCAACAAAUUGCUGAGGGAGAAGCUAGUGAAGUCGUUGGUAGAGUUGCUGACCAGCCAGGUGGGGAAGAAGAUGGUGGUGGCACUGGCCCUGCGCCUCCUUUACCUGCUCAUGAACAAGCAUGAGUGGCGCCCACUCUUUGCUAGGGAGGGUGGCAUCUAUGCUGUGCUGGUUUGCAUGCAAGAAUAUAAGACUUCCGUCUUGGUGCAGCAGGCAGGGCUGGCGGCACUGAAGAUGCUGGCCCUUGCUAGCUCCUCAGAGAGUCCCACUUCUGUUUCUGGCCAAGAUUCCGUCCAGCCUUUGUUUAAUGUGCAGAUGACCAGAGAGAUCUUCGCCAGCAUUGACUCAGCCACACACCUGGGCUCCGAGAGCCUGCUUCUUACUGUCCCUGCAGCAGUGGUCCUAAUGCUGAACACCGAGGGGUGCUCCUCAGCAGUGAGAAAUGGCCUGCUCCUGCUCAACCUGCUUUUGGGCAAGCAUCACACUCUGGAAGACAAGAUUAUAACCCAUGAGCUGAGAGACACCUUGUUCAGACACGCAGGGAUAGCACCGGGGACAGAACCCGUGCCCGCCAUGCGCACCGUUCUCACAAUGCUUCUCAACCGCUACUCAGAGCUACCGGGCGGUCCUGAGCAUGCAGCCCAUCCAGCUUUAGCACUGGAGAUCCCCUGUGGCCAGGGCCAGGAUGGGUCCCCCGAGCUGGCGAUUCGGUCCCUGAUAGGGGGUCCAUCUGCAGAGCUGCUCCUGGACCUGGAGCGGGUGCUGUGCCACGAGGGCAGCCCGGGGGGUGCUGUGAGGCCCCUCCUCAAGUGCCUCCAGCAGGAGACCCAGCCCUUCCUGCUGUUGCUGCGGACUCUGGAUGCCCCUGGACCCAAUAAAACUGUGCUGCUGACUGUGCUGAGAGUCCUGACCCGACUGCUGGAUUACCCCGAGGCCAUGAUCCUCCCUUGGCAUGAGGUUUUGGAGCCCUGUCUGAACUGCCUGAGUGGCCCUGGCAGCGACUCAGAGAUUGUUCAGGAGCUGACCUGCUUCCUGCAUCGCUUGGCUUUGAUGCAUAAGGACUACGCGGUGCUGCUCUGCUGCCUGGGUGCCAAGGAGGCCCUCUCCAAAGUUCUGGACAGGCACUCAGCUCAGCUGCUGCUGGCCUCUGAGCUUCGUGACCUGGUGACAGACUGUGAGAAGUAUGCCCAGCUCUACAGCAACCUCACCUCCAGCAUCCUGGCUGGCUGCAUCCAGAUGGUGCUGGGCCAGAUUGAAGACCACAGGCGAACCCACCGGCCUAUCAACAUUCCCUUCUUUGACGUGUUCCUCAGCCAUCUCUGCCAGGGCUCCAGCAUGGACGUGAAGGAGGACAAGUGCUGGGAGAAGGUGGAGGUGUCCUCCAACCCGCACCGGGCCAGCAAGCUGAUGGACCGCAACCCCAAGACCUACUGGGAGUCCAAUGGCAGCACCGGCUCCCACCACAUCACCUUGCACAUGCACCGGGGUGUUCUUGUUAGGCAGCUGACUCUGCUGGUGGCCAGUGAGGACUCAAGUUACAUGCCAGCCAGGGUUGUGGUGUUCGGGGGUGACAGCCCCAGCAGCAUCAGUACAGAGCUGAACACGGUAAAUGUGAUGCCCUCCGCCAGCCGAGUGACUCUCCUGGAGAACCUGACCCGCUUCUGGCCCAUCAUCCAGAUCCGCAUAAGGCGCUGCCAGCAGGGUGGCAUCGACACCCGGGUUCGGGGUGUGGAGGUCCUAGGCCCCAAGCCCACUUUCUGGCCUCUAUUCCGGGAGCAGCUGUGUCGCCGUACCUAUCUUUUCUACACAAUUCAGGCACAAGCCUGGAGCCGGGACAUAGCAGAGGACCACAGGCGCCUCCUCCAGCUCUGUCCCAGACUGAACAAGGUUUUGCGCCACGAGCAGAAUUUUGCCAAUCGCUUCCUCCCUGACGAGGAGGCUGCCCAGGCCCUGGGCAGGACCUGCUGGGAGGCCCUGGUCAGCCCCCUGGUGCAGAACAUCACCUCACCUGAUGCCGAAGGUGUGAGCUCCCUGGGAUGGCUGCUGGAUCAGUACCUGGAGCGCAGAGAGAGCCCUCAGGCUCCCCUGAGUCGAGCAACAUCCUUCACCUCUCGAGUUCGGCGCCUUUGCCACUUGCUGGUGCAUGUUGAGCCUCCUCUGGGGCCUUGUCCUGAGCCACCAGCUCGGCCCUUCGGCAAGAACAAUAAAGGUCGCAACCCGAGCCCUGUGCCUGUGCCAGUCCCUGCGAGCAGCAGCCUGAGGAACAUCACCCAGUGCUGGCUGAGUGUGGUGCAGGCGCAGGUCGGUAGGUUCCUGGCUGCAGCCUGGAGGGCCUCUGACUUUGUGCCUCGGUACUGCAAACUCUACGCACACUUGCAGAGAGCAGGCACAGAGCUGUUUGGGCCUCGGGUGGCCUUCACACUGGCUCUGCGCAGUGGCUUCUCUGGCGCCCUGCUGCAGCAGUCCUUCCUCACUGCUGCCCACGUGAGUGAGCAGUUUGCCAGGCACAUUGACCAGCAGAUCCAGGCCAGCUUGCUGGGAGGAGCCCCUGGCAUGGAGAUGCUUCGGUGGCUUCAGCAGCACCUAGAGCCCAUCAUGGUCCUUUCAGGCCUGGAGCUGGCCACGACUUUUGAGCACUUCUAUCAGCACUACAUGGCUGACCGUCUCCUGAGCUUGGGCUCCAGCUGGCUGGAGGGAGCGGUGCUGGAGCAGAUCGGCCUCUGCUUCCCAAACCGCCUCCCACAGCUGAUGCUGCAGAGCCUGCGCACCUCGGAGGAACUGCAGCGCCAGUUCCACCUGUCCCAGCUCCAGCGGCUUGACUGGUUGCUCUUGGAGCAAGGGGAAGAGGAGGAGCAGGGCCUAGAGGACGAGGAGGAGGAACAGGAAGAAGAGGCUAGGAAAGCACUGUUUAUGGAAGAUCCAAGCCCAGCAGUUUCCAUCCUGGUCCUGUCCCCACGCUGCUGGCCAGUCUCCUCGCUCUGCUACUUGCACCAGCCCAGAAGGUGCCUUCCCCUGGAACUCUGUGAUGCCCUGGACCGCUUCUCUGGGUUCUACAGCCAGAGUCAGAACAACCCAGUCCUAGAUGGGGGCCCGCAUCGGUGGCUGCAGUGGACAUGGUUGGGCCGUGCUGAGCUGCAGUUUGGAGACCAGACCCUGCAUGUGUCCACUGUGCAGAUGUGGCUGCUGCUGAAUUUCAAUCAGACAGAGGAGGUGUCAGUAGAGACCUUGCUGAAGAGUUCCGACCUCUCCCCAGAGCUGCUGCACCAGGCGCUUGGGCCCCUCACCUCUGAGAGUGGCCUUUUGUCCCUGCAAGAGAGUCAAGACUUGCCACCUGGGGGUGUACUGCGGCUUCGUGAGCCCGGGUGCUGCCGCAGCAGGGAGGGGCUGUGGCUGAUACCUCCCCAGACUUACCUGAAUGUGGAGAAGGAUGAGGGCCGCACACUGGAACAGAAGCGAAAUCUCCUGAGCUGUCUUCUUGUCCGUAUUCUCAAAGCGCAUGGGGCAAAGGGCCUGCACAUUGAUCAUCUGGUUUGUCUGGUGUUGGAGGCCUGGCAGAGAGGUCCCCAUCCUCCAGGAAGCCUGGGCCAUGCUGUCCCUGGGAGUACAGACGUCCUCUCUUGUGUCCUGCACCUCCUGGGCCAGGGCUAUGUGAAGCGACAGGAUAACCAGCCCCAGAUCCUGGUGUAUGCCACCCCUGAGCCCGUGGUACCCUGCCAAGGUCAGGCAGACAUCCCCUUCUGUGGCAGCCAGAGCAGUGAGAUCUCCAAACCUAGCCCAGUAGCCGUGGCCGCCCUGGCGUCUCUCCAGCUGCCUGCAGGCCGCACCAUGAGCCCGCAGGAGGUGGAAGGGCUGAUGAAGCAGACGGUGCGGCAGGUGCAGGAGACACUGAACUUAGAGCAGGACGUGGCUCAGCACCUUUUGGCUCAUUGCCACUGGGGUGCUGAGCAGCUGCUGCAGAGCUACAGUGAUGACCCUGAGCCGCUGCUGCUGGCAGCCGGGCUGCGUGUGCCCCAGUCCCAGGUGGCCUCUGCACCUAUAGACCUCUGCCCCGUCUGUGUUGGUCCCCUGGGGCCUGGUGAUGACCUGCCUUCCCUCUGCUGCCUACACUCCUGUUGCAAGUCUUGCUGGAAUGAGUAUCUGACCACCCGGAUCGAGCAGAAUCUUGUGCUGAACUGCACCUGCCCCAUCACCGACUGCCCGGCACAGCCCACUGGAGCCUUCAUCCGUGCUAUUGUCUCCUCACCAGAGGUCAUCUCCAAGUACGAGAAAGCCCUCCUGCGCAGCUAUGUGGAGAGCUGCUCCAACCUGACCUGGUGCACAAACCCCCAAGGCUGCGACCGCAUCCUGUGCCGUCAGGGCCUGAGCUGCGGCACUGCCUGUUCCAAGUGCGGCUGGGCCUCCUGCUUCAACUGUAGUUUCCCUGAGGCACACUAUCCCGCCAGCUGUGGUCACAUGUCCCAGUGGGUGGAUGACGGCGGCUACUACGAUGGCAUGAGUGUGGAGGCCCAGAGCAAGCACCUGGCCAAGCUCAUCUCCAAACGCUGCCCCAGCUGCCAGGCUCCCAUCGAGAAGAAUGAGGGGUGCCUGCACAUGACCUGUGCCAAGUGUAACCAUGGCUUCUGCUGGCGGUGCCUCAAGUCCUGGAAGCCCAAUCACAAAGACUACUACAACUGCUCUGCCAUGGUAAGCAGGGCAGCUCGCCAGGAGAAGCGCUUUCAGGACUACAACGCGAGGUGCACCUUCCACCACCAGGCGCGGGAGUUUGCUGUGAACUUGCGGAACCGGGUCUCGGCCAUCCAUGAGGUGCCUCCACCCAAGUCCUUCACCUUCCUCAGUGAUGCGUGCCAGGGCCUGGAGCAGGCGCGGAAGGUGCUGGCCUAUGCCUGCGUGUACAGCUUCUACAGCCAGGACACCGAGUACAUGGACGUGGUGGAGCAGCAGACUGAGAGCCUGGAGCUGCACACCAAUGCCCUGCAGAUCCUCCUCGAGGAGACGCUCCUGCGCUGCGGUGACCUGGCCUGCGCCCUGCGCCUCCUGCGGGCAGACUGCCUGAGCACAGGCUUGGAGCUGCUGCGGCGCAUCCAGGAGCGGCUGCUGGCCAUCCUGCAACAUUCCACCCAGGACUUCCGAGUUGGUCUCCAGAGUCCCUUGGUAGUGGCCGAGGAGGCAAAGGGACCCAACCUGCCUGGCCAUCAGCCCCAGCGCUCCUCAGCACAGCAGGGAGAGGACGAGGACGAUGAGGAGGACUAUGUGCCUGAGUGGCACCAGGACGAGUUUGAGGAAGAACUGGACAAUGACAGCUUCUCCUACGAUGAGGAGUCUGAGAACCUGGACCGGGAGACUUUCUUCUUUGGUGACGAGGAGGAUGAGGAUGAGACCUCCGACUGAGGGCAGACACAGGGAACGCCUGGAGCUCCACAGCACAGGACUGUGGGCUGGGUCCUCUUAGCUACCGGGCUCCCCGCACCACAGCUCCUUUGUUUAUGGAAUAAACUGCUUUUUUCACAUACUUCUGUGGAGCAGCUGGACAGCUCCCCAGCCACUCCCACAGCCACACCC